Messenger RNA from Eremothecium gossypii ATCC 10895, 366 nucleotides. It is a transcript of the gene GRX8, whose product is annotated as glutathione-disulfide reductase GRX8. Bases 1 to 366 code for a protein of 121 amino acids. The record is from RefSeq and is marked provisional. The transcript has a single exon. Lineage: Eukaryota; Fungi; Ascomycota; Saccharomycetes; Saccharomycetales; Saccharomycetaceae.
AUGUGCUGUCGGGCAGCAGAGAGCAGGAUGAGCGAGUACGAGGAAAAGGCCAGGGAGCUGGUAUCGCAGCACAAGUACCUGCAGCUGUCUGCGUCGUGGUGUCCCGACUGCGUGUACGCCAACGGGGUGUGGGAGCGGCUGGGGCUGCAGCAGCAGAUUGUUGUGUUCGACAUAGCGCAGGAGGCGAAGGACAAGCAGGAGGAGGGAGCGUGGCGGGACGGCUUCGAGCGCGCGACGGGGUCGCGUAACCUGCCGACGCUGUACGUGGACGGGCAGGUAUGGGGGACGGAGCGGGAGCUGCACGCGCUCGAGGACGCGGGGACGCUGCGGGCGGAAUUGGCCAAGAUCGGGCUGGAUGCAAAAUAG